Messenger RNA from Magallana angulata, 2007 nucleotides. RefSeq names its product aldehyde dehydrogenase 1A1-like. Gene Ontology annotation, molecular function: aldehyde dehydrogenase (NAD+) activity. Lineage: Eukaryota; Metazoa; Mollusca; Bivalvia; Ostreida; Ostreidae. Bases 144 to 1637 code for a protein of 497 amino acids. The transcript has 13 exons. The record is from RefSeq and is a predicted model, not a curated record.
UACUUUGAUUUCUACAUUCGACUCGUGCACGUCGCACGGACUUGUUUCGGUAAAACGUAGAUAAAAACAGGCAUAUGCGUUAUCUUGACAUUGAAUUUGUUUCCCGAAGUGUGCACUGUUAUUUAGACGAAGAAUAAAAGACAAUGGAGAAAUCACCGAAACCAGUGCGAGACCCAAAGAUUGUGUACACAAAGAUCUUUAUCAACAAUGAGUUUGUGGAUUCUGUCAGCGGCAAAACCUUCCCCGUGAUUAACCCGGCCACGGGGAAAAAUAUCUGUGACGUGUCUGAAGGCGACAAGGAAGAUAUUGACAAGGCCGUGGCUGCUGCCAAGGAGGCGUUCAAGUUAGGAUCACCAUGGCGUCGGAUGGACGCCAGCCAGAGAGGACGGCUCCUGUACAAACUCGGCGAUCUUAUGGAGAGGGACGCCGAGAUAAUCGCGAGCCUGAUCACCUUGGAGAUGGGUAAACCCUUUCUUCAUGCCUAUGGCGAGACACUGUGGGCAGCGGGGGUAUUGCGUUAUUACGCGGGGCUGGCAGACAAGAUCGGUGGUAAAACGAUCCCAAUAGAUGGAGACCUUUUCGCUUUUACUCGUCACGAACCCGUUGGAGUAUGUGCUCAGAUUAUCCCGUGGAAUUACCCAUCCGGAAUGUUUACCUGGAAGAUCGGACCCGCCCUGGCCUGUGGCUGUACCGUGGUCAUGAAGCCCGCGGAACAGAGCCCCCUGUCGGGCCUCCACCUGAUAGCGCUGUGUAAGGAGGUCGGGAUCCCACCGGGCGUCGUUAACAUGGUCCCAGGCUACGGACCCACCGCCGGUGCCGCCCUCACCAAUCACCCGGAUGUUGACAAAGUCGCCUUUACUGGAUCCACCGAGGUCGGCAAAAUUAUUCUUCAAGCUUCCGGUGGGACAAACAUUAAGCGCACUACCCUGGAACUUGGCGGGAAGAGUCCUUGUGUAAUUAUGGACGAUGCUGAUCUGGACGAGGCUGUGCAGUUUGCGCAUGACGGCGUGAUGGUGAACGCCGGACAGUGCUGUAUCGCCGGAAGUAGAACGUUUGUCCACGAGAAGAUUUACGACCAGUUCGUGGUCAAGAGUCGCGAGCUGGCCGAGAAACGGACACAGGUGACGGGGGAUCCCUUCGAUCCCAACACCCAGCAAGGACCACAGGUAGAUGAGGAACAGUACAAGAAAAUUCUUGAGCUGGUUGAAUCGGGGAAGACAGAUGGCGCUAAAGUCGAGUGUGGGGGCGCUGCGGUCGGGGGCCAGGGCUUUUUCAUCAAGCCCACGGUCUUCUCGGGAGUUACCGACAACAUGAGGAUUGCCAAAGAGGAGAUUUUUGGGCCCGUCCAGCAGCUCUUCAAGUUUAAGACUCUGGAUGAGGUGAUCGAGCGAGCCAAUGCCACCACAUACGGCCUGGGCGCCGCCAUCUUUACCAAGAACAUCGAUAACGCCAUGUUGUUCACGCAGGGUGUUCGCGCAGGAACAGUGUGGGUGAACCUGUAUGACGUGGUACACCCACAGGCGCCGUUUGGAGGCUUUAAGAUGUCCGGCCUAGGGCGUGAGCUUGGAGAGUACGGAAUAUCUGCUUAUCAGGAGGUCAAGUCGGUGAUCAUGAAAAUUCCGCAGAAGAAUUCUUAAGUCCCGAGAGAGACCUGGUAACCUGGUAACCUGGCCUGUGAACUAUCAAACAGUAAUGGCGCACAGUCGUUAAAUCUUGAGACAUAGAAAAAAUUGCUACAUGCACUGCAUAAUCCUUGAACUGUUAUCAUAUGAUUCAGUAGUAACCAGUUGUCAAUAUAUCACAUGCUUUAUAGUCUAGACUUAGUAUUUGUUCGAAGCGAGGUUGUGUUUUUGUAUAUAUUACACCGUAUGUAACUCCAUGUAAUCAGAUUUAUUUUUUGUGGUAUGAAUGUAUGAAUAAUGUUAGUGUUGCGUAAAUAUAGGUUGUUAAAACUUUAGGUUAGUGCUUGCUUUCUGUAACAUUAGAUUAAUAAAGUAAUAUAACUUG